GUGCGCAAAGGAUUGUGGGCUCGGCGCGUAUGUUUCCAUCAUGGCGGCGUCAAUUUCGGGAUAUACUUUUAGUUCUGUGUGUUAUCACAGUGCCAACAGCAAUUGUGACCAUGAAGGCUUCCUGUUGGGAGAAGUGAGACAAGAGGAAACUUUAAGCAUCAGCGACUCACACAUCGGUAGUUCAGAAUUCCUCAGUGUAAUAGAGGUCCAUAAUCAUGAACCUUGUGCACAACUGUUUAGCUUUUAUGACUAUGCAGGUAACGUCAAUGAAGAAAAUCUCAACAGAAUCCUCAAGGAUAGAAGAAAAAAUGUUAUCGGCUGGUACCGGUUUCGAAGGAACACCCAACAGCAGAUGUCAUUCAGGGAGCAGGUGAUCCAUAAGCAGUUGACCAAUAUACUUGGCAUCCCAGAUCUGGUCUUCCUCCUCUUCAGCUUCAUCUCCACAGCCAAUAGUUCCACACAUGCUUUGGAGUAUGUGCUCUUCAGGCCCAACAGAAACAGGUAUAAUCAGAAGAUAUCUCUAAGCAUCCCAAACCUGGGCAACACCAGUCAACAGGAAUAUAAAGUCUCAUCUGUGCCGAACACCUCCAAGAACUACGCCAGUGUCAUUAAAGAACAUGGGACUGACUUCUUUGAUAAGGAUGGAGUGAUGAAAGACAUUCGAGCUAUUUUUCAGGUGUACAGUGCCCUUCAAGAAAGAGUGCAGGCGGUGUGCUGUGAAGUGGAUCAAAGUGAACGAGUGAGGGAGAAAAUCCAAGAAGAAGUAAACAAACUCAAAGAGGAAAUCGCUCUCAGGAAACGCAACAGCGCUGAGGAAGAGAGAAGACUCCAAGAGGCAGCCGCUGUCACGCUUCCCGAUAACUCUGCCCUUCCCGAUAACUCGGCCCUUCCCGACUCCUCACACUCUUCGCUGACUCGAGUCGUGCUCUCAGGUCCCUCAGUGGAGCCCAGUUUAAAGAGAGCAGUGAACUCGUCAUCUCCACCGAUCUACAGCACCGCACUGCCUCCAGAUUCACCAAGCGCUAUACUGCUACCACGGCCCCAAGCCGUGGGCUCGCCCGGCCACCCGUCUCCCAGUGUGGGCCUGGGCAAUGGAGACGGCUCGAGCUCAGAUUCCCUGAAUCGCCAGGCCACCGGCCAGGAGGAUGAGGAUGACGACGAUGAGGACAGUAGCGAGUACGAAAAUUUAGUUAGUGAGCAAUUGCAGCCACCUUCCUUAUCGGAAAGUGUUACAUUAGUACGACCUGCUACCCUGUGGCCCGACGGAGACGCCCACAGCCCUCCGGGCUCAUAGUGAUUGAGCAAACCACUGGGGACAUUGACAAACGAACAGAACUAUUUGUGAUUGUGAGGCUGGUGGUGUUCAGAACACAAACAAGCACUUGCCUUUUGUGAGUUAUGACAAUGCUGUCCUGUUGUACACAUUUAACAGCUCUGUGCAGGGGACGUCAUUGGGUUGUGACGGACUCCCAAGUGGCGAUGUAAUGAUGUCCCCAUCUAUGUGGACCGACGGACCCCCUUUCUCCGUUUUACGCUCUCUUUUUUUUUUUUUUUUUUGGGUGGAGAGGUCCAUCCCGCUUAUCUCGGCGUCUGCUACUCACUGGAGUUAUUCGGUUCUUGCUCCAUUUACCUCUUGCACUGUUUUGCCUUCAUUUGAUCUGCGUUUGAAUAGAUUAGCAAAGGGAAAGAUGUCUUUUUUUUGCGGCCUUUAAACACAUCUCUGUGAGCUUCAACCAUGACUUGUUCAUUGUCUCGCUUCAUAAAUCUGAAUGGACAAAAAAAAAGAAAAGAAAAAAAAAACGCAGUUAUAAUAUGUGCUUAGGACUGCAGCUGCCUGACACUUGAACAGUUCUUGUUCUAGAAAAGUUAUUUUAUUUGUUUGUUUUUAUUAGUUAUAUUUGAUUUGAUUGAGUAAUAUAAUGGCCUAUUCAUGAAAAAAAGAAAGACCAUUUUUGGUCUAUGAUUAUAUAAGUUACUUCGAUAAGGGGUGCUUCUUGUAUUUUUUAUGGCGUACUGUAGAUCACUACUAAUUUCAUUGGCUUAAUUCUAACACGUUUUUGUCCUGAUGAUUAUAUAAUUUUUGCUCCACUUCAAACUUUUACCAUUGAGCUUUAACUGAAUUUUCCGGUCGUGCGGUUUGAUGGAGCCAAUCAGAAACUGGAAGGGUCAAAAUGCAGCAUCAUCGAUCUCAGGAUUCUUUUACAGUACCUGGACUGUUGCUUUCUCUCAUCAUCUUGUCCACAUGCCUUUGUUCAUUGGUUACUUAAAGCAGUUCAGCAGUGGAUUGGUUUAGUACUCUAUGAUAAUGUGAAAUAAAGAUUUCAGCCAUAUGCAGCAGAGCUUAAGGGGUAGAAGCAGUCUUGUCAUCUGUUAGAGGAGGUUUUACUGUCUGAUCAAACCAAAAUCGCUUUGUAUGUGUGCGAGUCUCAGAAAGAAAAAAAAACAUGUCUGGGUCACUUUACCAUUAAUCAUUAAAUAAAAUUAUUUAAAUAGUAUAUAAAAUACGAAAUUGAUAUUAACAUUUAUGUAUAUACUUUCUCUCUUGGAUUUUUUUGUUCUUUAUAGGUGAUAAUCAUUUUUCAUUUUCCUAAUACAGAAAUGUUUUAAACUAGCGUUUUGCAUGAUUGAUAAAUUUUAAUUUUUAUAACAAUUUCUUUCUUUUGAGAUUUGGGGAGAAAAUGUGAAAAAAUAACCAAAAAUAAUAUGUCUUAAUGGUACAAAAACACUUGUUUCAUAUACGUGAAAUGUGACUAGGACAUGUUCUUGUGAGAUUCACCCAUGUAGUGCAUAUUGCAAACGAUUUGGGCAAUUAAUCCGAGUGUUGAGCUGUUGGACUUUUUCACCCAAAGAAUCCAAAACUCUUAAUUUCUUUGUUUUAUCUCAGGAUCUGACGCUCUGGCAUUUAUUUUGGCAGAGGCUGGAAACAUCUCACUUUUCAUUUAGUACAUUUCUCCAGUUCUGUCUAGGACAAAAAUAUAACAAAUGUUUGUUCUCUGGCAUGAGUGUGAAUGGGAGUACACUGAUCUUUUAGUCAGUUGUAUCAGGCUGCAUUGACUGUAUGCUUUAAAUGUUUUUGCCUUUGGCAUUGAUCUUUAUGUGUAAAGCCAAAAAAGACACCGACACCACCACCACCACCGUUUUCGGCACAAAUCUGAAAGUGUUAAAGCAAACAAUUGCAUUGAUGUGGAGAAAUGCCACAUUUAAAUUUGACAUGGGCUUGUUUGGACAGCUGGCAGCUGGUCCCUCAGAGCUUUAAAAAAUGUGAUUUUAUCAUACUAACAUGUUCCUGAGAAAGUUUCGAAUGAACAUAAAUGCCAUUUCAGGACAAACUAUGAGUAUAUUUAUAUAUAUAACUAUAUAUACACACACACAUAUACACCGUCUGAUUUUUUUCUAUGAUUAAUCAGUCAAUUCACAGUGAUCUCUUGAACAUCUCAAGACAACCAAUUCAGUGUCAAUCCUGCUGCCAUAUUGCCUUUUGCCCUCUUCUUACUGAAGCUUUCAAAUCUGAUAACGAAAUAAAUCAAAAUGUGGCAGUGUGCCAUUUUAAUAUGGGAAAUA
This is a messenger RNA of Pimephales promelas (fathead minnow), 3561 nucleotides long. It is a transcript of the gene abraxas2, whose product is annotated as abraxas 2, BRISC complex subunit. Gene Ontology annotation, biological process: protein K63-linked deubiquitination; mitotic spindle assembly; attachment of spindle microtubules to kinetochore. Gene Ontology annotation, cellular component: nucleus. NCBI's taxonomy places the organism in Eukaryota, Metazoa, Chordata, Actinopteri, Cypriniformes, Leuciscidae. The record is from RefSeq and is a predicted model, not a curated record. Gene Ontology annotation, molecular function: polyubiquitin modification-dependent protein binding; microtubule binding.